Athalia rosae (coleseed sawfly) is the source of this 2146-nucleotide messenger RNA. RefSeq lists its product as uncharacterized. Gene Ontology annotation, cellular component: extracellular region. Bases 209 to 1456 code for a protein of 415 amino acids. Gene Ontology annotation, molecular function: Toll binding; growth factor activity. The transcript is spliced from 8 exons. The record is from RefSeq and is a predicted model, not a curated record. Gene Ontology annotation, biological process: regulation of Toll signaling pathway; central nervous system formation; innate immune response. Lineage: Eukaryota; Metazoa; Arthropoda; Insecta; Hymenoptera; Athaliidae.
GAGUUUUAGAGUCCCCAAGAAGUCGAAGAACCGAAGAGUCGAGGAUAAGACGUUCGAUAAGAAGGAUAAGAAUUAGAGUAUAAGAAAAGGAUUGGAACGACAAAAUUUAUUCGCAUCCGAGCUGAUAAAGUUUUCCGCAAUUUAACGGGGGAAGGAAAAGGAUAAAAUAAACAUAAAUACUUGGCGAGAAAAUACUGUAAAAAGAACCAUGAAUUUUCGCACGUUCGUUAUGGCAUUGAUCUGCGCAUCGGUAAUGGGAGAUGAUUUUUUGAGUAAAAAUGGCAACGGUUCUAAAGAUGAAACUCAACAGCGGGAUAACGAACCUCCGGAGGGUUACUAUGCAUUCGUAGAAUCGCCUAAUGCUGAACCACCGAAAGUGAGACCUCCACCCUACGCUGAGAGCGACAAAGAAUGCCACGACACAGGAAAACAAAGCAAGGGAUUCGUAUCGAUCCAUAACAUCUGCGGGGAUCUUAACAAGGGAUAUAUUCCUAGGAACCCUAUGCGCCAGAACGUUCUUGGAUAUUCGUACCCUUUUGAACUUCUGCGUAAUCACACUUUGAAGUUCCUCAGUAAAGCUCUGCCCAUUUUGAAGGCUGAUGACUCGUUACCAAAGGUCGCCAGAGUGGAACCUUUUUCGCAAAAUUCAGUGGACACGGAUGAGAAACGUAGCAGGAGCAAGAGAUCAUCGAGUUCAGAUUCAGAUUCCACGUCGGCGGUUAACGAGAAUGGGACAAGGAGUGGGCGAAAAUUUUGCGAAAACGGAGGAGGAGUGGUCUGUAUGCUCUACAAGGCCAUACAAGGUGAGCCUCUCGCUUCAACGGCUGCAGAGCGCAGAGACGAUCCUCCGAUUCCCGAAUAUCGUCAAAGAACACCCCCUCAAGAACCGCAGACCGAGUAUUCUGGACCGCCGACUCCAUGCCCGGCCAAAGUGGAGUACGCCACUCCGGUGUUUGCAAAAAAUUAUCAAGGAGUGUGGCGUUACGUAGUACAAAUACCAUACGAAGGAUAUUUUACCCAGACGAUCGAGGUCACCAGGUGUAUGCAGUCUCGUUGCCACUACUUAGACGGUGGUUGUCUGUCGUCUCCACGAUGGACCAGCUUGUUGGUAGCAGAAAUUUUCUAUCCGGAUACAUUUUUAGAGGAAAAUCAGAAUACUAGAUUACCUGGACCCAGGGAGCCGGUUUCUGGCUCUCCACCACCCGUUCAUGACUUCCAAAACUAUCAGCAAUACCUGCAAAAACGUGCCGGAGAAAGCGAGGGCAGAAGUAGCGGAAAGUCUCAAUUUUCCCAGCAGCAACAGCAGCAACAGCAUUGCGAUGGGGUCGAUGAGAUGGGCUGUUUCCAGGUGCGAUUGUACUACGACUGGUUCUUGGUACCUGGAAGUUGUAAGUGCUGGCGACCAGAUUAUUUCAAUCGUUACGUCCGCAGGAGCAAUUUGAGUCCGGAUUUGUGAAGUGGGAAUUAUUCCUCGUUGAUCCGAGUCAAUUGUUUGAUCAAAAGCUGUUUUCGCAAACUUUAUUCAAGUUCGAAACGAGCAAGUUUUGUUUAUUCUAUUAGUUCGGAAUUUGAAGAAGAUAAAACUUGCCUACGUAUUACAAGAAUAGAAUUGGCGAACACAGCCCGGAAAGGAUGUGAGCACCUCGAGUCGCGAACAGCGCAACUGAGCGGCGUAUUUACCUGCUGAGAUGCAAACGACUGACACGAUUAAGCCAAAAGAAAAAUUUGAAAAAGUGUCCUACAAACGUUACUAUAUGUUAUAUAUACUAUUGCUAACCCAGUCUGCACAUACUUAUUAACCGCUAGAUAUCUAUGUUGAUAAUAAUAGAAUUACCGUAGGCCAUAAGUAAUGGAGUAUAGUGGAUACCGAGUGUCGAUACUUUUCGGUGAAUUAAUUAGUUUGCUUACCUUGUUAAAUUCAGUAUUUUCCGAACACUCAAAAAUCUAUCCUGAGCACAUUGGAUUAAAUGUUGAACGUGCUCAUCGGAUACAUUUUUGUUUUAUUUACAAUUUAAUAUCUUGUUAGAAACAUAACGUACUUUAUUUUAUAUCAUUUAGUAAGAUUGAAAUCUGUGAAGACUUAUGAUAGCCUGACGGCUACUGUGCGAAUUAUAUUGUUGAAUAAAUUUAACUGUAAAUGCAAAAA